AUGUCUUACUUGGAUCUAAUAGAUAUCAACCAAUUCCAGGCUCAGAACUACCCUAACUUAAAGGAACCAAGUGGUCUGAUAAGUGAUACGAACAAUAAGAUUGUUUCAUCUUCAAAUAUUAGCAGUAACAACAAUUCAAAUAGCGAUUUACUAGCUGAUACAAACGCUACCACACCUUUAACUGAAAAUUAUUUUGCUUCCUUUAAUUAUAGUUCUACUAACAACACCAAUUCAUCUUAUAGUCUUUACAACAAAUCAUUUUUCAACUCUUCAUUGAAUAGUAUACCUGUUACUGGCUCACAAUCAGGUACAUGUUUGAAUGGUUACACCAACAUCUAUAACUCAAAUAAGUUUAACGAAACCUCAAAUGUGGCAAAUGGUUCGUCACCUCGUUACAAUCAUAUAAAAAAGGUAACUCCUAUUGUACCACCUAUAAAGACUAACCCAACAAGUGCAGCAAAUCCAGCUACAGAUUCUACAACUACAGUGAAUCAAGAAUCUUAUGCUUCUGAAAAAGAAGUCAUGAGUAGAUAUAUACCAAUCAUUAAGCCUUCAACUCCUUUUGAAGUAUCUUUACAAACAACUGUUGGACAAUCCCAAGCAGAUAGUAAAGUUAACAAAAAUACUCAACCAGAAAAUAACUCAAAUAAGCCUAUGGUUUCAAGCACAAGUGCAAUUAAUUUGGAUUUGGAUUUGGAAGAUUUGUUAACCAUUAUUGAUGAAAAGGAAACAAAAGAUUUCAGCAAUGAUGAAUUACCCACCAAGUCUUUCGAAAAAUCUGUCAAUUUUAAAUCUGAAAAAUAUAGCACGAUAGAUAAUACAGAGUUUGAUUCAAGUGUAAUUUCAAAUAAUAAUAAUUUUAAAUCUGGGAAAAUAUCUCCUUUACCACCAAUAAUACCAACCGCCGAUUCAAAUUCAAAUUAUACCACAUUGCCUACACCAAAAGGUAGAAAACUGCCGCCACUGAAGUUCAAUAAUGUUAGAAACUUCAAAUUAUCAAAUGGUUCAACAUUAAAUUUAAAUUCCAAAAAGCAUUCCCAUUUAUUACAUCCGAGCACAAGGAAUCCAGCACAUAACAAUAUGAUUCUUUUUGAUAAGAUUUACUCAUCAUCAUCACCACCACCAUUAAAAUUAUCAUGUAUGAACAGCGAGUCAAAACAUCAUCUACAUUCUCAAACUAUCCCAAAUACUUCAUUAUACUCCGCUAGCAACUGUAUGUACCCAAAUCCUAAAAAUUUUAAAUAUCAUUGUGAUAUUUGUCACAAAUUUUUUAGAAGGCCAUCGUCAUUGAAGACUCAUAUGAAUAUUCAUACUGGUGUUAAACCAUACUUGUGUCCUUAUAAUAAUUGUUACAAGCCUUUCAAUGCUAAGUCAAACAUGCUUAGACAUUUUAAGUUGCAUUACCGCUUACCUAAUGGUAUCUAUGUACUACCUAACGGCAUUGUAACAUGGAAAACGCCAACCACUAAGCAAAUGUUUGCUAAGCCUCAACCUAAUUUGGUAAACAACUGUAAUAUUUAUACCAACUGCCAUUGA
Henningerozyma blattae CBS 6284 is the source of this 1536-nucleotide messenger RNA. Its product is annotated as C2H2-type zinc finger protein. The transcript has a single exon. Gene Ontology annotation, biological process: regulation of transcription by RNA polymerase II. Bases 1 to 1536 code for a protein of 511 amino acids. Lineage: Eukaryota; Fungi; Ascomycota; Saccharomycetes; Saccharomycetales; Saccharomycetaceae. Gene Ontology annotation, cellular component: transcription regulator complex; PcG protein complex. The record is from RefSeq and is a predicted model, not a curated record. Gene Ontology annotation, molecular function: DNA-binding transcription factor activity, RNA polymerase II-specific; RNA polymerase II cis-regulatory region sequence-specific DNA binding.